UUUAAGCUUACAAAGUUGGCUGGGAGUCGUGAUAGUUAGCUAAUAGCCUUUUAAAUAAUGUAGCUAGCUAGCGAGUUGACUGGCUAGCAAGCUAAGUGAAGAAUGGACGAAUUACCAGUAUUAGGUAGUUUCAAGUAAUGUUUAAGUGGGCUGGGAGUAUUGCUUGUUUAGCUCACUUGCCUAGCUCUGAUUUCGAUGCUAGCCAGAGCAUAGUCAGAACCAGCACCGAUUUUUCAUCUGCAGCCGCCAGAUCAGCUCGCCGUAAUUCUAGUGCGUCUCCCUAACCGGCGAGCACACCCUCCAAUGGAGACAGGCAUGCAAUCGGACACAGGCAUGCCACUUUUUAAAUAUAAAUGACCAGAUAAAAGUCUCAAUGUGUGGUAGCGCUCCCUUUAGCCAUUUCAAACCCUCUGUAUUAAACGAAAGCUGUCAUCACCUUCAGGGGUUCAUGCUAGUGUGAGAAAAGAAUAAUUCGUUGCUCAGUUGUAGAGGGCUUUCCACAGCCGUAGAAGUGGUAGCCAGCAUUGGUGAUCGGGUCGGUUCGGGUCAGAAAUGGGGAACACGGUAUCGUGCUGCAUGUCUCCGGGCGGGAGCCCAAAGCUCCCGAGGCAACCAGACCUUGUGGAGGAUUAUCAAGUCAACACCGAUCUGAGCGAGGACACCGGGCCGUACCUGCAGCACAUCAGCGACAGAGAGGUGCCAGACGAUCUGGCUCUGGAGUCCAAUCCCUCGGACCAUGCCCGGGCCAGCACCAUCUUCCUCAGCAAGUCUCAGACAGAUGUGCGGGACAAAAGGAAAAGUAAUCACAUAAACCAUUUUUCUCCCGGCCCCCUUUCCAAGAAAUACAGCUCCUGCUCCACCAUAUUCAUCGACGACAGCACAGUCAGCCAGCCCAACUUAAAGAGCACAAUCAAGUGUGUUACAUUAGCAAUAUAUUACCACAUAAAAAACAGGGACUCCAACAGAUCGCUGGACAUUUUCGACGAGAAGAUUCACCCCUUGUCGAGAGAUCACGUCCCCGAUGACUACUCCAGGACGGACCCCGAGCACAAAGUCAUUUACCGGUUUGUCCGCACGCUCUUCAGCGCCGCGCAGCUCACAGCUGAAUGCGCCAUCGUCACCUUGGUGUACCUGGAGCGGCUUCUCACCUACGCGGAGCUGGACGUCUGCCCCUGUAACUGGAAGCGCAUGGUGCUGGGCGCCAUCCUGCUGGCCUCCAAGGUGUGGGACGACCAGGCGGUGUGGAAUGUGGACUACUGCCAGAUCCUCAAGGACAUCACUGUGGAGGACAUGAACGAGAUGGAGAGACAUUUCCUGGAGCUGCUGCAAUUCAAUAUUAACGUCCCGGCCAGCGUCUAUGCCAAGUACUACUUUGACCUGCGCUCGCUGGCUGACGACAACAACCUGAGCUUCCCCCUAGAGCCACUUAGCAACGAGCGUGCCCAGAGACUGGAGGCCAUCUCCAGACUGUGUGAGGACAAGUACAGAGACCUGACCAAGGUGUGCAUGAGGCGCUCCCUCAGCGCAGACAACCUGCAGAGCUUCCGCCGCUCACAAGCUGUGCUGUCAUAGGGGGCAGAGCCACGGAGGACAGGCCGCACACAUCCUUAGACUGCGCCAAAGACAUUUCCUCAACGGAACGACCUCCAAAACUCCGCUUCAGCGCAGAGGAACCCAAGUACAGAGACAGAGAGAGACUGUAUUUUUUGUUUUUUGUUUUGUUUUUUUUGCUUACUAUGUAGGCUACUAGCUGUGAAAUUUGUCGGUUUUUAAUUAAUUAAAAUC
Molecule: messenger RNA, 1785 nt
Organism: Megalops cyprinoides (Indo-Pacific tarpon)
Lineage: Eukaryota; Metazoa; Chordata; Actinopteri; Elopiformes; Megalopidae
Product: cyclin-Y-like protein 1
Exons: 10
Coding region: 553-1572 (339 amino acids)
Biological process (GO): regulation of canonical Wnt signaling pathway; regulation of cyclin-dependent protein serine/threonine kinase activity
Cellular component (GO): plasma membrane
Molecular function (GO): protein kinase binding; cyclin-dependent protein serine/threonine kinase activator activity
Source: RefSeq, a predicted model, not a curated record